Adineta ricciae is the source of this 1521-nucleotide messenger RNA. Lineage: Eukaryota; Metazoa; Rotifera; Eurotatoria; Adinetida; Adinetidae. The record is from the annotation of a GenBank genome assembly.
AUGCGUCGACCCGAUCGAACGUUCGAUCCGUAUGCUGAAAGUCCAGUCGAUGGUGUCAUAGCAGCAUUCUGUAGUGUCCGAGUGAUAUCAGGUCAAUUCUUAUCAGAUAAAAAGAUUGGUACAUAUGUGGAAGUCGAUAUGUAUGGUUUGCCAGCAGAUACCAUACGUAAAGAAUAUCGAACGAAAACAAUUCCAGCCAAUGGACUUAAUCCAAGAUAUGAUGAAAGUGUUUUUGAAUUCCGAAAAAUUGUUCUUCCGGAUUUAGCUAUUUUACGUAUUGCUGUUUAUGAAGAAACAGGUAAACUCAUUGGUCAACGUGUGUUACCAUUAGAUGGCUUGCAAGCAGGAUACAGACAUAUCUCAUUACGUACUGAAGGCAACUUUCCUCUCUCCUUACCAACAAUUUUUUGCCAAAUUAUUCUGAAAUCUUACGUUCCCGAUGGUUUAAGUGACUUUGUUAAUCAAUUAAAUCAGCCAUUGCUAAUGAAAAAAACUGAAGAUUUAUUGAAUGCCUCGGUUACAACUUCAUCCGAUGCUGGACCGAACUCCAGUAGUUCAUCUGUUCGGCGAGCACGUGCAAUUGAAUCAACAUCAACACCUUCCCUCGAUUCUAAGGCGACUACGACAUCGGUUGGUGCUGCUAGUAGUUUGUCAACCAAUACUGUUUCAACGACUGAUACCACGAGUCUUGCUUCAUCAACUAUCAAACCGAAAACACCGGUUGAAACAAUGACUUUAAUUUCAUUAGAUUAUCUACGUGAACAGAAAAGUUUUUGCAAAUUGAAACAUAAGCAAGACAAAGAUUUGGCUUUAAUGAAAAAGAAACAUGCCAAAGAGCAAACAGCACUUGGCGAACAACAAUCAAAAAUUAUGAGUAAAGCUAGAACCGAUUGCGAAAAACUAGCGCGAUCACCUAUGCUCGGUGGCGGAGGAGCACGAAAAGAUCUAAGCUUUUUCUCGCGUCGCUUAUUUAAACCAUUCAUGCCAAGCAAUGGUAGUAAUUUAACUGCAGUUAAAGGUGAUCCAAAGUUAAUGGAUUUAAUCAACGAGCAAAAUGUUGAAUGGACAACACUUGUUCAACGACAACUUAUCGAAAUGAAUGCACUUCGGCGACAACAUGCAAGAGAACAAUGCGAUUUGCUACGUCUUUUACUCGAUGAGACUCAGAAAAAUCAAAUCAAAGAGAUUACUGAAAGACAUCUCAAAGAAAAGAAAGAUCUGGAAUUAAGCCAAGUGCGACAAAAUAUUGAAGAUAGUAAACGACUUGGUUCCGAGAAGAAUAUUCGCAAUAAGAUGGAACUGGAUCGUCGUGUACGUGAAUUAAAAUCGAAUAAUACGAAGAAAUUCGUUGAAGAACGAAAACGUCAGACAAUGAAACAUGAACGAGAAAAAGAUAAUCUAACGAAAUCACAUGAAACACAAAAGACUACGCUACUCGCCGAGAUCGACAAGAUGCUCGAAUACAGUGUCAAUUAUCAAGAUGAAACACCAAUGGCACGAUUUCCAUCAUCUUCCGUGUAA